This is a messenger RNA of Vitis vinifera (wine grape), 1524 nucleotides long. Its product is annotated as la-related protein 6A. Gene Ontology annotation, biological process: RNA processing. The coding region runs from base 161 to 1258 and encodes 365 amino acids. Gene Ontology annotation, cellular component: nucleus. The transcript has 11 exons. Lineage: Eukaryota; Viridiplantae; Streptophyta; Magnoliopsida; Vitales; Vitaceae. The record is from RefSeq and is a predicted model, not a curated record. Gene Ontology annotation, molecular function: mRNA binding.
ACCCGAGCAAGGGACAUCGACCGCUAUAAAACGCCCUUGCCAAAACGUAGACUGAAGAGAGAGAGAGAGAGAGAGAGAGAGAGAGAGAGCAGAAGAAGAAGAAACGGGCGGGAGGUUUUCUCACUUGCCUCUUCCUCCUCCCCUCCUCUCUCCUCUCCAGAUGGAAUCCUAUGAGAUCUCAUCUCCUCCUCAUGAUCCUCCUUUCUCUGCCCCCGGAUCCCCUCCGCCUUCAGAUGACACUCACUUGUCUGCAAACGACGCCCUUCUUGCUGAUGAUAUCCGAGGCAAGAUUAUCAAGCAGGUAGAAUAUUAUUUUAGCGAUGAAAAUUUGCCCACAGACAAGUAUUUGAUGAAUUUGUUGAAGAAGGACAAAAAUGGAUUUGUUCCGAUUGCAGUUAUUGCUUCCUUUAGGAAGAUGAAAAAGCUCACCCAAGACAUUCAAUUAAUAGUUGCUGCGCUCAGGGAAUCUUCUCAGCUUGUUGUGAGUUCAGAUGGGAAGAAGGUAAAACGACUUCAUCCUCUUUCACUCACUGAGGUCAAGGAUUCAAAGAUAUGCACUGUUUUGAUAGAAAAUUUACCAGAAGACCACUCAACCGAGAACAUUCAGAGAAUAUUUGGGGCAGCUGGAAACAUAAAAAAAAUUUGCAUUCAUGACCCAUAUGCCACAGAAGAGUCAACAAAAGACAGCAGGGUGGAGAAGCUGAUAAGUGGUAAGUUACAUGCUAUUGUGGAUUAUGAGACUGUGGAGGCUGCUGAGAGAGCUGUGGCUACUUUAAAUAAUGAACAAGACUGGAGAAAUGGCAUGAGGGUCAAGCUUCUUCACAAGCAAAUGGGCAAGUAUGGACAGAGAAGAAAAGGCUGGAAGGGAUCUGAUAUGGAGAAAAAUAGCAGUGUUGGACCAGCUCAUCCAGCAGGAGAUGAGGAGAAUAACUCAAGUGAGCGUCAUGAUGAAACACCUGAUGAAGAACUUUAUAGGUCAACUACUCGAAUCAACUAUCAGCAUGCAGUCAUGUGUGCUGCUUCUCUUUUGUCUCAGGAUGGGGAGCAUUUGACGAAAGAGAAAAAUGGCCCGAGGGGCCGGAACCGAGGGCGAUCAAGGGGACAGAAAUACCGGUGUAUGAAUGGACAGGGUCAUGGAACCCUCUCAUCUAGUUAUGGUGCUGAAGGCUCAAAGCCACCUCCUGGCCCAAAAAUGCCGGAUGGGACCAGAGGUUUCACAAUGGGGCGUGGGCGACCUCCUGUUUCCAGGCCAAACUAGCAAUUAUCCGAAUCACCAGAGCCUGGACAGUCCUAAUAUUUCAACUAGUUCUCCAAAACCGUCAGUGAUCAGUAUGAAGGGAAAGUGUGUUUAUGUGUGCACUGAUCCAAAUGUGAGCUGUAUUGGGAUGUCUGAUGUUUGUGGUGUUUUCGGUUUGCAAAGGAAUUCUAGUGUUAGACACCAAGUUUUGGGUUUGCUUGUGGAUUGUAGUUUGUUAAAUGUGUAAUAUACUUGUUGAAUUGUAUUCAUGAAUUCACUUGCCUCAA